Molecule: messenger RNA, 237 nt
Organism: Phytophthora infestans T30-4
Lineage: Eukaryota; Oomycota; Peronosporomycetes; Peronosporales; Peronosporaceae
Exons: 6
Coding region: 1-237 (78 amino acids)
Source: RefSeq, a predicted model, not a curated record
AUGGGCUGUGCUUACGAGAGCGUCUUGGCGUCCUUAGGACGCACAGGUGAGCUGUGCGAGAGCGUCUUGGUGUCCUUAGGACGCGCAGAUGAGUUGUUCUCCAAAUCGCGUGGCAGCUCGUUCAGUAUUGAUGCGGAAACACUUGUCUGCAACGCUUUGACCGACUGGAAUGUGAAGAAGGGCGACAACGCUACGCGCUUUAGCUACACCACAGUGCGCUCGAUCGCGGAUCUAUAA